Vigna radiata var. radiata (mung bean) is the source of this 1533-nucleotide messenger RNA. Its product is annotated as early nodulin-75. The record is from RefSeq and is a predicted model, not a curated record. Lineage: Eukaryota; Viridiplantae; Streptophyta; Magnoliopsida; Fabales; Fabaceae. Bases 24 to 1250 code for a protein of 408 amino acids. The transcript has a single exon.
UUGGUACCAGUUUCCACCACAAAAUGUUCCACAUGACUUCUUUAAACUCACUCGUGUUGCUCCUUCUUGGAGUGGCGUUUCUUACUACCUCAGUGGUGGCUAAUUUCAACAUACCCAUUUAUGAGCCUCCCCCAAUUUGGAUACCACCCAUAACCGAACCUCCUCCAACUGAAAAACCACCGCCAUUAUAUAACCACCCGUUCCUUCCUCCACCAUUCUUCCAUCCUCCGUAUGAGAAGCCACCACCGCAUGAGAAACCUCCACCAGUGUAUCAACCACCUCAUGACAAACCACCACCAGUGUAUCAACCUCCCUUCGUAAAGCCACCUCCAGUGUAUGAACCUCCUCACGUUAAGCCACCACCGGUGUAUCAACCCCCUUAUGUGAAGCCACCUCCAGUGUAUGAGCCUCCUCACGUUAAGCCGCCACCAGUAUAUCAACCCCCUUAUGUGAAGCCACCACCGGUGUACCAACCUCCUUACCAGAAGCCACCACCGGUGUAUCAACCUCCUUACGAGAAGCCACCACCGGUGUAUAAACCUCCUCAUGAGAAACCACCACCGGUGUAUAAACCUCCUCACGAGAAGCCACCACCGGUGUAUCAACCUCCUCACAAGAAGCCACCACCCGUGUAUCAACCUCCCUACGUGAAGCCACCCCCAGUCUAUCAACCUCCUCAUGUGAAGCCACCACCAAUUUAUAAACCUCCCUACGUGAAGCCACCACCGGUGUAUCAACCUCCUCACGAGAAGCCACCGCCAGUGUAUCAGCCUCCUCACGAGAAGCCACCGCCAGUGUAUCAACCUCCUCACGUAAAACCACCACCGGUGUAUCAACCUCCCUACGUGAAGCCACCUCCAGUGUAUGAACCUCCUCAUGUGAAGCCACCACCAGUGUAUCAACCUCCCUACGUGAAGCCACCACCGGUGUAUCAACCUCCUCAGGAGAAGCCACCGCCGGUGUAUGAGCCUCCUCACCAAAAGCCACCACCGGUGUAUCAACCUCCUUACGUGAAACCACCACCAGUGUAUCAGCCUCCCUACGUGAAGCCACCACCAGUGUAUCAACCCCCUUAUGAGAAACCACCAUAUGAAAAACCACCACCAGUGUUUGAACCUCCAUAUGAGAAGCCGCCACCGCUAUUUCAUCCCCCUUAUGUGAAACCACCACCAGUGUUAGAACCUCCAUACACGCCACCGGGUUGCAGUCCCCCACCUUACGGUCACUUUCCACCAUCAAAGAAAACCUAAUAACAAGUGGCGGCGGUGACGUGCUUUAGAGGGGUCUUUUGUCAGAUAAAGUUUUGUUUUGUUUGGUUUGGGUACUACUUUUAAGAUUUCAACUUCACUCCACUCCUCCUGCAUGCAAUUGUUCUUAAAAAUAAAGGCUGUAUCUGCACAAUAACUUCAAUUUCCCUCUCAACAAACAUGUUUUAAAGUCUUUUAUUAGUCACUUUAUCUAUGGCUCAAAUUAGCUUUUCUUCUGCUGUUAAAUCGUCUGCCUUAAAUCUAUUUGAUUUGAGUGUAUUAUUCA